Exophiala viscosa is the source of this 1596-nucleotide messenger RNA. RefSeq lists its product as uncharacterized. Gene Ontology annotation, molecular function: ubiquitin protein ligase activity. NCBI's taxonomy places the organism in Eukaryota, Fungi, Ascomycota, Eurotiomycetes, Chaetothyriales, Herpotrichiellaceae. Gene Ontology annotation, biological process: protein ubiquitination; ubiquitin-dependent protein catabolic process. The transcript has 2 exons. Bases 315 to 1484 code for a protein of 389 amino acids. The record is from RefSeq and is a predicted model, not a curated record.
CACUGAUUUUCAGCCUCGCCAAACCCUCAGCCUUGUCCCGAAGCAGCACGUGCAGAUUCACGUGAUAUCGGUUUGCCUCAUCGAUCAACGACCACUCUUCAUCAGGGUUUACUUCUCAUCCUUUUUGAGACCUUGGGCGAUGCUUCAGCUUCUGUAAAGACGCAUCUACGUCGAGAGCGAGAUUCUGUAUUUGAGCUGAUGUGUGCUUCUGGAAAGUUGAUCAAGCCUCUACUGCUCAAGACGCCGGACGUCCUAUCACUGCCUCAACCAUCGCUAUAUCCCCCAAGAUCCAGGAUACCUUCAAGUUCAUCAGGAUGACAGACUCAUGCGAGCACAAGCGAACGAUCGGCUGUGCGUUAACGGCCUUGCCAGGAUGUUGUGCUUGUGCAGAUAAACGACCACUCGCCACUGCCUAUCCUGUCUACAUCGAUGGCCAAGGCAUGAAACUUCAAGGCAAGCGCUGGGCGCGUUAUUGCUGGAAAUGUCGAGAUUAUUGGAAUCUACGAUCAGAAGCCGUACCCAAUCUCUCGUUACCCGUCAACCCAGAGCUCGUACAGGCAAUGCGACCAUUACCUCGUUCUGCAACCUCAGUCAGAGAAAGCAUGCCCUUUCACCAAUCUCUCCAAAGUGGCAGGCAGAACACGUCCUGGUCUUUCGAUGGAGUGGCCGAUCUUCGACAGAACGCUGGCCACGAGCUGAAUCCAACUGAACCACAACAUCCCACCUCCAUACGCUCAAAUCCAAUCUCGGACCCAUCAAGAACCCGGAGAGUCUUACCUUUAGAUCUCACCGUACCCCAAAUCCACAGCGGAAUCACGCCUGCUACAACUACAGACCAGCAUGGGACAACAUCCAGAAGGCGACAUCGCCAGCACCCCAAUCCGUUCGGCACCCGAGAAGAAAUUGAGUCGGCAGAUUACUCUAGUCCGGUAGCGGACUUGUUUGGUAGGGCCUGGAACCGCUAUAGAGAAGUCCAAGAAGGCAACCGAGCAAGAAGGACCGAGGAAGAAGAACGAAGAAGAAACGGUGAUGUCAGCCUGCUCGGAACUGCUCCACCACAGGACAACGAGGUCGAUCUCCAUUCGGAAAUGGCGUAUCAGCUGGCCCAAGCUACGGUAUCGCGAGAAAGGAUACGAUUGAUCGCCAUGGAAGAAACCUUACGUCAACGUGAUAUCUUGCAACAAACACCACGCGUCAACCCCAUAGAUCACCAGACCUCACGCCCGCCUCCCCUGACAGCGGAGGAGAUGAGGCUUGACAUGGCUUGCAAGAUAUGUUGUGAGCAAAAGGUAGAUACGCUGUUGGAGCCGUGCAUGCAUCUGGCUAUAUGUCACUGGUGUUCAGAAAUUGUCCGGCAACGCGCCCAUCAACGCCGGCGCGAGCGUAUUGAAGCCAUGGCUACGACUGGCGACGACCGGCAUAAAUGGAGAUGUCCUAUCUGUCGCCGUGAUGUCAUGCAGUCUCGGAGAGUGUUCCUGGCUUGAAGAAUGAGCAGAACUGGUGUAUUGUGUGAAAGGGAGGCCAGGAACGUUUUGGAUGAUACGUCUAGAUGUGAUGACCAACAUCAGCAAGGAGUUUUGAGGGACGGUCUCGGGA